GGUUCUGGUUAGACCAGAGGCCACAAUGUCUGCGACAUCUUCCCUCUGUCAUUUUAAACUGUUUUAAAGAUGUGAGGUCAUGUUCUAGGCUCAGAGAGGGAGUGGUAAGUGUGUGGCAGUCAGGUGUGGGGAUAACACUAAAUGAUCUGAUGGAAAGUAUCUUCAGAUGUCCAAGAUGAGAGACCUUAUCAGAUAUGAGUCUUAUUUUUAGUUUGAAAUAAUUUAUGUACGGACAUUCUUCUAAAAGACAACACGAUAAUAUUCCUAAAACAGGAACAUAGACCAAUCUCCUGUGAUGAACUUCUUCUGAGAGUGAAAGGUAUCAUGAUCAAUUCAAGCCAGAUUCCAUAUUUCAUACUGACUGCCUACCUGGACAUGGGCUAUCUGAAGUACUUAUAUUUUGUGAUUGUUUUGAUGCUGUACAUUGUGAUUGUGGUUGCGAAUGCUUUGCUCAUUGUAACUAUUUGUAUGAAGAGGAGCCUACAUGAGCCUAUGUAUGUGUUUCUGUGUAGCCUGUUGGUUAAUCAGCUGUAUGGUAGUGCUGGUCUAUUUCCUUUCCUCCUGCUGCAGAUCACCUCAGACAGUCACACCAUAUCUAAAUCCAUGUGUUUCCUUCAGAUCUACUGCUUGUACACGUAUGCAUCUGUGGAGUUUUGUAACCUGGCUGUGAUGUCCUAUGAUAGGUACCUUGCUAUCUGCUGUCCUCUGCAUUAUAAGGCUCGGCUGACCUCUAACAAGGUGGCUCUGUUCAUCGCUCUCAUUUGGCUGUACUCUCUUAUCAAGUUCUUAAUUACUCUUUGUCUGAAUCUUCGUUUAACGCUGUGUGGGAACAUCAUUGACCGGCUGUACUGUCAUAACUACUAUGUGGUCAAACUGGCGUGUACUGAAACAAGCCUUAAUAAUAUCUAUGGGUUCAUCUCCGGAACCCUGACUAUCCUGGUUCCCCUCAUCCCCAUCCUGUUCUCCUACGCCAAGAUCCUCAGAGUGUGUCUUUCCAGUUCCAAAGAGACCAGGCAGAAAGCAGUCAGAACCUGCAGCCCCCACAUCGCCUCCCUGAUCAACUUCACCUUCGGCUGUUGUUUUGAGACGCUGCAAAGUAGAUUCGACGCAACUGGUGUUCCCAAUCUUCUGCGUGUAUUUUUAUCCUUGUACUUUCUGAUCGGCCAGCCACUAUUUAACCCAAUUAUGUACGGAUUUAGGAUGUCGGAAAUCAGAAAUGCUAAAGUGUUUUCACUCAUUAAAACGUGUAUGUUUAAAAUGUAUUAA
Molecule: messenger RNA, 1266 nt
Organism: Gadus macrocephalus (Pacific cod)
Lineage: Eukaryota; Metazoa; Chordata; Actinopteri; Gadiformes; Gadidae
Product: olfactory receptor 4B13-like
Exons: 1
Coding region: 325-1266 (313 amino acids)
Biological process (GO): G protein-coupled receptor signaling pathway
Cellular component (GO): membrane
Molecular function (GO): G protein-coupled receptor activity; olfactory receptor activity
Source: RefSeq, a predicted model, not a curated record